Messenger RNA from Didymodactylos carnosus, 1059 nucleotides. NCBI's taxonomy places the organism in Eukaryota, Metazoa, Rotifera, Eurotatoria, Philodinida, Philodinidae. The record is from the annotation of a GenBank genome assembly.
AUGUUCCUUCCAACUAGAUCGGAUCUUCAAUCUGUUCUUUUUGAAAUAAUUGCUGAAUAUCGUCAAGACACAAAACCAUUCUGUAGCAUUAAAGAAAUAAGCAAGCAUAAUGAGGAAGAAGAAGUCCUUUUCUCUAUCGGAAGUAUAUUUCGAAUUGAAUCAGUUGAUAACUUCAGCAACGGAGUCACGAAGAUAAGCUUGACAUUGACUACAAAAGAGGAUGAACAGCUGAAGCAAUUAAGACAACACAUUCGCAUGGAAUUCGGAGAAGAGUUAAACCUGAACGCCCUCGGUUUACUCAUGAUAAACAUGGGAGAAUGUCAGUACGCUAAACAAUAUUUCACAACAUCAAUUCAAAAACACCAGCUAGCACACCCUGCUAUUUCACAAAACUACUAUUAUAUCGGACUAGUUCACGCCAAGAACGGUGAAUACGAUAAAGCAUUAGAGAAUUAUGAAAGGACACUUGAAAUUGAACUCAGAUCAUUGCCAUCCAAUCAUCCAUCAUUAGCAACUACAUAUAAUAAUAUUGGAUCAGUUCACGAUGAGAAAGGUGAAUACGAUAAAGCAUUAGAGAAUUAUGAAAGGACACUUGAAAUUGAACUCAGAUCAUUGCCAUCCAAUCAUCCAUCAUUAGCAACUACAUAUAAUAAUAUUGGAUUAGUUCACGGUGAGAAAGGUGAAUACGAUAAAGCAUUAGAGAAUUAUGAAAGGACACUUAAAAUUCAACUCAGGUCAUUGCCAUCCAAUCAUCCAUCAUUAGCAACUACAUAUAAUAAUAUCGGAUCAGCUUUAAAGGCAAAAGGUGAAUACGAUAAAGCAUUAGAGAAUUAUGAAAGGACACUUGAAAUUCAACUCAGGUCGUUGCCAUCCAAUCAUCCAUCAUUAGCAACUACAUAUAAUAAUAUUGGAUUAGUUCACGGUGAGAAAGGUGAAUACGAUAAAGCAUUAGAGAAUUAUGAAAGAACACUUGAAAUUCAACUCAGGUCAUUGCCAUCCAAUCAUCCAUCAUUAGCAACUACAUAUAAUAACAAGUAUCGUUCAUCUUCGAUUCACUGA